UCGUCGAACGUCAAGGGAUCGGCAGCUGCCUUCGUAUUUGUCUUGUUUAUAUUCCUCUACCCCAUCAUAAUCUGGUUUCACGAUUCAGAAAUAGUUGAGAGGAAAGUAACUUCCUCACGGCCUCGUCCAAUCAGACAGCGCCAUUACACUUACGUCAAGCUCCAAGCGAUGCCAAACAUCCAAUCAGAGGCACCGUCUCUGCCCGAUACCCUCACCGAUUGGACGGGCACAAAAGGCUACCCAGCAGAAGAGCAAAGAUGUCUGCCGAAAAUGAAUGUGUUGUAUUUGAAAACACACAAGACGGGCAGCUCCACCCUGCAGAACAUCGUGUGUCGAUGGGGCGAGAGACACAACCUGACGUUCGCAUUACCGAUUUCUGGAGUGAACAUUCAGUACCCUCUCUCUCGAAAAGGGUUGGCGAAAUCCCCCUCUGGAACUUACAAUAUCCUUGCAAAUCAUGCAAGAUUUGAACCGAAAGCCUUUCGCCAAAUUAUGACCACAGACGCCGUCUACAUCACCAUUUUGCGUCAUCCGCAGAGGCAGUACGAAAGUUUUUACAAUUACUUCCACUGUCAGGCACCGGGCGUGUACGGGAUAUCACUGCACAAAUUCCUCAAAGAUCCGCAUCGCUACCUUAACAACGCCUUGCAGAGAAAAGUGGAGAAUCCGCAGUGUGUGGACGCCGUACGAAAUCCUCAGAUGUACGACUUGGGUUACAACAGCGUUAGACGGCAUCAGAGGUCACCCGCUGGGAAAGCUACUGUCGAUGAGUGGAUUAGUGUGCUGAAUAAGUCCUUCCAUCUUGUACUGAUUGCUGAUUUCUUCACCGAGUCCCUGGUAGCACUGAAGCACACGAUGUGUUGGCAAACUGACGACGUUGUUGCUUUGGAGGUGAACCGGCGACUUUCGUCAACAGGUCAGCCCGAGCCUCACCAGGCAUCAUGGGAGACAGACCUGCCCAUGCUGAUCGAGAGAUGGAAUGAGGGAGACGUGAAACUGUACAAGCACUUCAAUCGAACUCUCUGGACAAAGCUUGACCUGAUUGGACGGGGACUCGUGGCCCGCGAAAUUGCAGCCAUUCAGAAGAGGACUUACGAAUUGGUGAAUCGGUGCCUUGACAACAUUGAGUGGCUAUCGGACACGGAGUAUCGCACCAUGACUGCUUACCAAACGCCCCUGAAAAACAUCGUGGGGAGUUACACCUUGAAGCGGAAAAUGCGAAAUGAUCCUUUAUGUCAAAGGAUGGUGCUCACCGCCCCAAAUUACUUGGAUUUCUUGCGCCAGAAAAUGAGAAGGGAAAAUUCAUUAUGAACUUCGAAACUAUUCACAGACAUUUAUCCGAAAUGAACGCUUUCAUACGGGUGGAACUACUUUUCUCUUCACGCGACGCCAGGCACUCACAAUAUUUACUGAGAGUUAACGAGUGAAAAACGUUCGCAGGUGUUUCCAGUGAACCAUUAUGGUGGAUGUUGGCGUAAGGCAUUAAUUUAAUUUAGGCAUCCUAUUGAUUUUCUCAACUGCAUUACUUUUUGGAAAUGAUUUCAGAAGAAACUUAGUUUUCGCCGAGGUUUUAAAUUUUUUAGUAUUUGCUUCGCAAAAUUAGGCGGCACGUACCUACAAUAAACAUGAUAAAGGUUGUAGUCAAACAGGGACGAAAAUAAGUUUGGCUUUCAUUUCUGUAGAAGUGAUACAAAAACAUUGAAUAAAUAUAAGUAUCCAAUAUUUUGACAAAAAUCCUUCUUUGUUUCCUUACUCUCUUCAGAAGUUCAGAAAAAAAUCGUAAAAGUAAAUCUUCAAACGGGUAUUGGCUGCGACGGUAUGACAAAUAACUGUUAACACAGUUGAAAACAAUUUCAAUUUCACACAAACCGAUGUAUUUCAGGAUCAAUGCAAGUGAAAAGCAUUUUAAUAAACUUGACAACUUUUAUGAAUACGGGAGAUUCCCAAUAGUGUGCCACCAAGAG
Messenger RNA from Acanthaster planci (crown-of-thorns starfish), 1964 nucleotides. RefSeq names its product galactosylceramide sulfotransferase-like. Gene Ontology annotation, cellular component: membrane. The record is from RefSeq and is a predicted model, not a curated record. Gene Ontology annotation, biological process: glycolipid biosynthetic process. Lineage: Eukaryota; Metazoa; Echinodermata; Asteroidea; Valvatida; Acanthasteridae. Gene Ontology annotation, molecular function: galactosylceramide sulfotransferase activity.